Alligator mississippiensis (American alligator) is the source of this 3781-nucleotide messenger RNA. RefSeq names its product all-trans retinoic acid induced differentiation factor (gene ATRAID). Gene Ontology annotation, biological process: positive regulation of osteoblast differentiation. The transcript has 6 exons. The record is from RefSeq and is a predicted model, not a curated record. The coding region runs from base 1493 to 2920 and encodes 475 amino acids. Gene Ontology annotation, cellular component: intracellular membrane-bounded organelle. Lineage: Eukaryota; Metazoa; Chordata; Crocodylia; Alligatoridae.
CAAUUCUCCCUCACCCUGGCCGUCCUGUACUAUAUUUCUUUUACCUUGGGGAGAAAAACCCGCAGCUUCCUUAUAAGCCCGGCAGUGCUACGCUGGCUAGCACUACAGACGAAAGGAACUUGGGGGUCAGGAUUGACCACAAGAUGAACAUGAGCCUGCAACGUGAUGCUGCAGCUAGUAAAGCGACCAAAAUGCUGGCUUGGCUUCUCAAGCAAAUCCCAGGACGUCAUUCUCCCAUUGUACUCAUCCUUGGUGAGGCCACAGCUGGAGUACUGCGUCCAGUUUUGGGCUCCACAAUUCAGGAAGGAUGUGGAGAAGCUUGGGAGAGUGCAGAGGAGAGCCACGCGCAUGACCAGAGGGCAGGAGAACAGGCCUUAUGAAGAGAGGCCGAGAGCCCUGGGGCUCUUCAGCCUGGAAAAGUGCAGGCUCGGGGGGACCUGGUGACCACCUAUAAGUACAUCGGGGUGCUCACCAGGAUCUGGGGGAACACCUGCUCACCAGAGCGCCCCGAGGGAUGACAAGUUCCAACGGUCACAAACUCCUCCGCAAUUGUUUCAGGCUGGACAUAAGGAAGACCUUCUUUACUGUCCGAGCCCCCAAGAACAGACUGCCGCCGGGGGUGGUGCGGGCACCUCCUCUGGACUCCUGCAAGAGACAUUUGGAUGCUUAUCUUGCUGGGAUCCUUUGACCCUAGCUGACUUCCUGCCCCUGGGGCAGGGACUGGACUCGAUGAUCUCCCGAGGUCCCUUCCAGCCCGAAUGUCUAUGAAAUCUAUGAAACCCUCAUGUAACAACGAGAACAGGCGACUUCUCAAGGGCCAUGCUUUUAAAUUCUCUAUUUUCUCUGUUGACCCACAGUUCCCAGUGGAACCAGUGGGUCACCAGCACGUCCAGGUUUCCUUGCUUGACCUUGCACUUUCUCUGUUGUAGAGGCUGCCCCGUCUGCGCAGACGCUCAGGCAGCUUUCCCUUCCAGUUCUCCCUCCUGAAAAUGGGCCACUGUCACCCUGAAUAUUUCCUCUCCAGCCGCGUUACCUGGUAGCUGUUUGCAAAGUAAAAAACCUUCUUUUAUCCCAUCUCUGUCGAUAGACCCGACGUUAGCCAAGAGCUGAGCGUGACUGCUGAUGUCUGUUGACUCAUCAAGCCGCAAAGCACAUUUUCGGCUUGCUUUUAUUUGUUCAUGAACAACAGGUUCAGUGUUGGCUGAGACAUCAUCAACGCGGCGACUUAUCGCAUCAUCUCCAAGGGGAACCUCUGCGAUUUCACCGGGUGCGUCCGAGCCCGCCGACGCGGCUCAGCCCCUUUACGUGCUGGUGAAAUUAAAGACUGCGAUUGCACGUGGCUUUUUUGUCUUUGCAACGAGCUCCGUAGCUUGUCUCCAGCGGGCACCGUGACGCCGUCUUUCAUCAUUUUUGCUUGUUUUUCAUUUUGAUCCUUGAAACACUUGACAAAAUCUUUAUCCUUGUUGGCAAGAGCUGGGUGUUGGGCUGUAGGAUGCUGUUUCGACCUCCUCGAAAGCGUCUCCCCGCACACAAGGCGUCGUGGGAGAAGAAGGCAAGUUGCUCGCCGGUAAACGAAAUCCGUGGUGCAAAUAGCUCUCGCGGCCGUGUCGGCUCGCCCUUCCGACUUGCUCGUCCACGUUCAGCCUCCCCGUGCAGGAGGACGUGCGAACCUUGUCUUUUCAUAUCUUUACCCAUUUUCCCUUUCCUAUUCAGAAGUCAGCGCUGGAAGUGCCCGCUCCGCGAGCGCCCCGCUCUGCACCGCUUCUUUCUGUUCGACGGCGUGCCAAGGCCUGGCGCCCGCGGGCCGGACCCGCAGCACCACGCGAACCUUCGCCGUCCCCCGCCCAGCGCCGCCUUCUUCUACCGAGCCACGUCCCCACAAGGGUCACGGCUCCCGCUCCCGCCCAGGGGACGCCGACGUGGGACAGGCUCGUCCUCUUGCCCCUGGGCGUCGUGGGGGCUGGGAGCGGAGGUGGGGCUCGGGCUGCCGGGGGCCCACGCGUGCCCCGACCCGCGCCGCCCCGCGCAGCGCGGGGAGGGAGACGUGGAGUCACGUGGGGCCGCGCCGCUCCGCCCCGGGGCGGUCCCGCGUGGGUGGGCGUGGCCGCGGGGAGGUCCACCGCCGCGUCACGCGCCGGCACGCGGUCACGUGACUCGAGUGGGUGCGGGGGCGCGAUGGGCCCGGCCAGGCGCGCGUGUCCGUGCCCGUGGGCGCUGGCGCUGCUGCUGCUCGCGGCCGCCCCGCGUGGGGCCCGCGCCGUCCCCCAGGCUGGACAUGGGCAGCUGCAACCGGACAAGCCUGUGCCCCGGGUUCCAGGACGCCAGCACCGCCGUGGUCAUCGACCUGACGGAGAACCCCCUGGAGAAGCUCCCUGACGCCUCCUUCCUGGGCUUCACCAGCCUGCAGAGCAUAGCCGUCCCGCUUGCCCUGGACUGCCCCGGGGGCAGCGCGGCCUGGGAGAACAUCACAGCUGGCGCAGACAGCAGACUCUGCCAGGGCCAGAGGAACGCCUGCAACAGCUCCGGGGAGCUCGCCUGGCUUUGCCCUGAAAACUCCCAGUGCGCCCCCAACGGCCCCGGCCUCGUCCAGUGCCUGUGCUGGGGGCCCUACCACGGCUACAAGUGCCUGCGCGAGGAAUGGAGAGUCCCCCUUGCCCUGGCAUCUCUCCCGUGGCUGCCCUGCUCUGACAGUGAAGACGCAUUUAAGGGAUCCAACCUGAACCUGCUUUACUGCAGCCUCCAAGCUGGGCCCUUCCUCCCCGCGGGCUGCAGCUGCACGGCUCUGCUAGCGACUUGGUGCAGGAACGGGGAGUCUCUGCCGGGAGCAGGCGCCAAGGCUGGGGGGAGCUGCGGCUGCCGGGCAGGGCUGGUGCUGGGUGAAGGGGACUGGGCUAGAGCAACAGGGCGACAUCCCAGCUGAUGCGUGGGGGGCUGCCCACGGUGCCCAAUAACCCAUGCACAGGUCCUGGGUGGGACGUCGCUGGCUGGGCUGUCGUGUUGCCUGGAGGGGUCUGGGGUGCACGUAAGACAGCGCCUGGUUCUGGGCUGCAGGGCCCAGGAGGUGACGCUGCUUCGGCCGGGCAGUUUCAGCCCGUCUAGGCUCCAGGACGGGCUCUCCCCCGUGAGAGACUCGCAGCCCCCUUGGAAAGAGCCAGUUCUUGGUUUCUGCUUUUUGUUUUGUUUUGUGUUUUGCCUACAAAACACAUCUAGAGCAGUGUUUAGACUUCAGGACCUGUGGCUGUGUCUGCCUGGUCCGAGACCUCUGGGCUUAUCUCAGAUGUUCGCCCGCCUGAUGUGCUGGGACGUCUGCAACACCCUUGAACGAAUCUCAGGGCCGGCCAGGCUGCCACGUCCCGGGCUGAGAGUGCGGCGGGCAGCUCUGUGCUUGGGGUUUUAAGGAGGUGGGAAAGCGGAGAGGUCUGGGGUGAGCAAUGGGAACGACCGAGUGGGGACAGGCGGCCGUACAGGGGAGGCUGCACGCAGGGCGAUGUCCAGCAUGGAGACGGGGUGCUUCGGGGCAUCACUGCAGGCUUGAAGCCUGGGAAAGGGCUCGAGACGGAGCGGAGCAGAGGCCUUGUGCUGCAGCCGCGCGGCCUUGGGGCCCGUCUCGGAAGACGCCGGGAGCCAUGGGAGGCAGGAAGGGUGGAAGCUGCCUCCUCGAGGUGCCCAGGCCAGCGCCAGCCUGUCCUGCCGGGGGGACGGGAUGGCCCUGGGGGUCAAGCCCGGCUCAGAGGGUCCCGUGUCCUGAGCUGGGGGCCAUGGGCUCACGGCUGGCUUUGCC